Fopius arisanus is the source of this 425-nucleotide messenger RNA. RefSeq lists its product as uncharacterized. The coding region runs from base 7 to 372 and encodes 121 amino acids. The record is from RefSeq and is a predicted model, not a curated record. NCBI's taxonomy places the organism in Eukaryota, Metazoa, Arthropoda, Insecta, Hymenoptera, Braconidae. The transcript has 2 exons.
AUUAAGAUGAAAACCGGUGGCUUCAAGUUUCAAGUUUGCCGAGGACUUUGCGACUACUCCCGUGUAUUAUUCAGUACACUCCGGGAGAGAUCGAUAAACACCCACCACGUGACGUCACGCCCCCACAGAUACCGAGUCCUGAGGCAUAUGGACAAUCGUGUUUUUACGAUUUUAUUACGACGAUGGGAUAAAGGAGCGCUACCUUGGAGCUUUCCACUCAGUCACACGAAGCCGCACAGAUCUCGUCUUCAACCCUCGUUCACUCCCUCAUUUCCAACCCCUCGUGUGGCCCAGACACGCAUGCGCCAGGGGGUGAGACUCAGAAAAUACGAAAAAUGGGCUUUUCAGAAAUACAUUGGGGCUAUUCCCUGAGAUUGACAUUCUGAGGGAGUGAUGAGUAUUCCUUUGUAUUAGCAGGACGAAGG